Molecule: messenger RNA, 990 nt
Organism: Aplysia californica (California sea hare)
Lineage: Eukaryota; Metazoa; Mollusca; Gastropoda; Aplysiida; Aplysiidae
Product: glutamine synthetase
Exons: 5
Coding region: 1-990 (329 amino acids)
Cellular component (GO): cytoplasm; membrane
Molecular function (GO): glutamine synthetase activity
Source: RefSeq, a predicted model, not a curated record
AUGAGCCCAGACCUCAACCUGAUCGAACACUACUUGGACCACAUCCAAAGAGAACUGAAUCGCUUUCAGCCAAGACCAACAAAAGCACUUCAGCUGCAGCGAGCCAUCCCACAAAUUGGUGCAAAUGGGAACAUGGUCAUCAUUCAUAGACUUCUGAGGUCAAUGGCAAACAGAUGCCAAGCUAUUGAGCUCUUCUUAGAAUUCAUGGACAAUAUGAAGAACAUGGGUGUUCUCAUCAAGAGCGUGCAAACAGACUCAGGGCCGUUAGGAUUUGAGAUGACAUGUGCACCAUGUGACGGUAUACUUACUGGUGACAACACUUCACGACUCCGAAAUGCGCUGGAGGUGUACCUGAAAACGAAAGGCUACGAAAUAUCCUAUCUGAGCAUCUUCUCUCCGAAUACAGUUCCAUUGGUACAACAUUACAACUUCAGCCUAUGGAAUUCUGACGGAACAAAUGCCAUGGUGCCAAUAGAAAGUGCACAAGGCCCUAACGGUCUGUCUGACAUGGGAAGACAUUUUCUGAAUGGGCUCUGUCACCAUGGUCCAGCUCUGACCGCUUUUGCGUUGCCAACAUUACACUGUUACAGAUCCAGUGUGAGCAAAGUCUGUCCUAGCUACUUUGACUACGGAUGCAACGACAGAUCCAAAUGUUUCCGGUUGAAAGGAAACGAGGACAAUCCUUUGUUUGAGUUCCGCCAGCCAAGUCCACAGGCCAACCCCUACCUCGUCUUCGCUUCCGUUGUGGCCGCUGGAAUAGACGGAAUCAAUAGAAAACUUGAGAUGCCAGACCCCGCUCUCCCUGUGCCCGGUGACCUCCCUUCCGCUCUCAGUGCCCUGAAGAAGGACCACGUGGUCAUGGAGGCCAUGGGGGAAGAACUGGUCAACGCCUUCGUCUACACCAAGACAACUCACGAGAUAGAGCCCCUGAUGGCGGGGGGGACGGCAAGCGACGAAGAGAUGCUCAAGAGAGAGAUGGCGUUCUACUGA